GCUUUUGAUAUUGGAUUCACGGCACGAUGAUCCCUGCUUGUCUUUUACCAACCAGAUGUUCUGGUCUGAUUGUCAGAAGGGCAGUUGUGCAACGUCAGAGCAUUUCAUCCCCAUUUGAAGCCCUGUCUACUGCAAAUAGAGCAUUUUCCUACUCGGGAUGCAGACCACAGACGUUUACGUCGUUGAAGACGUCACAGCAGCGGAAACAUCUACUGGCAUGCCGUGCCACAAGCACAGAGCUGCACGGAAGGACAGCGAGGCCACCGGGCUUUUCCGCAUCAGACAGCAGUUUUGCCAGCGGCUGCAGCGGCCCUGCCAGGCGCUUGCCCAGGAGCUACAGAAUACAUGCAAGUCCAAGCUCCUCGGUUGAUGAUGCCGAUCAUCACAACGCACCAGCCACAUCCUCUGUGGACGAUGUCAAGGAGGAUUCCAGUCCAAGCAUCGACUUCAAAAGUCUGGGACUGGUAGCAGUGGUGAUGACGUUUGGCGUAUUUAAUCGCAUUCUCUACAAGAUGGCUCUUGUGCCUCUUGGUGACUACAUAUUCUUUCUGGCCCAGUUCCAAACAUUCAGCUACGUGCUGGUGUAUUUCACAGCACUGCUCAUACGCUACAGAUCAGGCAUAGUCACCAAGGACAUGCUAAACGCCCCCAACAAGAAGCUCUUCUUGUGGAUUGGUGGCCUGGAAGCAGUGUCUCAGCUGCUGGGAUUCAUUGGUGCUGCCAAGCUCCCGGGUGUUGUGCUGCCUCUGCUACAGCAGACGCUGUUAGUGUGGCAGGUCUUGCUGGCUUACCUGAUUUUGAACAAGCGCUUGGAUGCCAAACAGAUCGCGGGGGCGGGGAUAGUGAUUGCAGGCGUGCUCACUGCUGCAUGGCCCAGCGAAGGCAGCUCCUCUGUCUUUUCUCAGAUCAGCCCUGUGUAUGCGGCUGUCUACGUGGCGUCAAUGCUCUUCCCAGCGCUGGCCACCAUCUUCAAGGAGAAGAUCUUCAACGAUGCCAAGCAGAAGCUGGGAGGCAAGCAGCUGGACAUUUUUGUGGUUAAUUCUUUCGGGUCGGCGGCGCAAGCGGCAUUUGUGUUCCUGCUGCUGCCUGGUUUGGCAGCCCUGCGAGGCAUCAACCCUGGAGAAUUGCCCCAAUACCUCACAGAAGGUUUCCAGUGCCUAAGGGGCAUAACCCCGGAUUGUGCGGGAGACUGUAGUCGGGCGCCACUGAUUGCAACAGCUUAUGUCGCAUGCAAUUUGGGUCUCAACAUCUCCCUGCUCGCCCUGCUGCGCCAAGCAGGCAACGUGGUGCAGUCGCUGAGCAUGCAGACGGUCAUCCCGCUCACCAUCUGGGCCUUCACCUUCCCCUGGCCUCUGCUGGACCCCUCACCGCCGCUGGGCCCCAAGUUCGUGCUGGGCACUGGGAUCAUGCUCUCUGGGCUGCUCACCUACAACUCCGCCCAGUGGCUCCCAAUCCUGCAGAAGAAGCUCGGCCGGCGCAAAGGGGCCUGAGAAUGGAUGCUAGCUUUAAUUGAUCGAGGGCAGAUAACAAGACAUAGAGGGCAGUGCGAGCCCCAAGAAGGGAGGAAGGGCUCCCUCGCGGUGUAGACAGAGUGCAUUGGUGAAUUGCGCUACACAGCAGACCAUCGCAAAGCCAGGACGUGCUGAACGUCGCAAUCAAAUUGCUGCUCAGAAUGAUCGGAGGAGCGCCAGGGCUUUUUAGAAUGCAUGACAGGAUUUUUAAGGGUGUGUUUGAUGAUGAGGCCUUCACCCCUGUGAGGACUUGGCGUGUGGGGUGUGUGGAGCAGCUCUUGAGCAUCUGUAUUUGUCAGACUGCGACUUUUCUUGGAGAGCAAGCUGGAGUGGAGGAGUUGGGGAGAAGAUGCCACUUUGGAGCAUUUGGAGCCUCUUGCAGUUUCGAACUAGAUUAUAAAUGCCAGGUGGGGCUGUUUGAAAGGCAGUGCACUGUUGGCCUGAAGUGACUGUACAGGGUUUGAGACACACAUGAAUUCUUUGACGCUGAUGUCCUCUACUAUUUGGCCCGUAGGCCUUCUUGUGCGUACCAUAUGUUUCCGGACAUCAUGUAGAAUAUUCUUUUAAGUC
Molecule: messenger RNA, 2081 nt
Organism: Coccomyxa subellipsoidea C-169
Lineage: Eukaryota; Viridiplantae; Chlorophyta; Trebouxiophyceae; Coccomyxaceae
Exons: 11
Coding region: 27-1490 (487 amino acids)
Source: RefSeq, a predicted model, not a curated record